Molecule: messenger RNA, 5310 nt
Organism: Alligator mississippiensis (American alligator)
Lineage: Eukaryota; Metazoa; Chordata; Crocodylia; Alligatoridae
Gene: FGFR1
Product: fibroblast growth factor receptor 1
Exons: 18
Coding region: 305-2788 (827 amino acids)
Biological process (GO): multicellular organism development; protein phosphorylation; positive regulation of cell population proliferation
Cellular component (GO): signaling receptor complex; membrane
Molecular function (GO): fibroblast growth factor binding; ATP binding; fibroblast growth factor receptor activity
Source: RefSeq, a predicted model, not a curated record
GGGACUCGGGCACCGGCAGCGGCCGCGCAUCGCCCAGCUCCCGCAGCACCUCCCGGCCCGGCCCGGCCCGGCCGCACCGCCCCCCGCAUGGAGCCGGGGCUGUGACCGCGCGGCCGGGGGGCUGCGCCUCUGCCCUGCCUGCCGGGGCCGGAUCGCGCCGGGACAGGGCCGGCCCGCACGCUUGGAGGCCCUGGGAGUUUGGAAGAGAAGAGCGAGUGAGCCCCAGCUUGCGAGCGGGCCAUCCCCAGCGGAGUCCCCAUGGAGUUGUGGAGCCCAGUUGCCAACCAAUAGCAGGAAAACUGGGAUGUUUACCUGGAGGUCCCUCAUCUUUUGGGCUGUGCUGGUCACAGCCACGCUGUCCACCGCACGGCCAGCACCGACUCUGCCAGACCAAGUUCUGCCCAAAGCGAAAAUUGACGUGGAGUCGUAUUCGGCUCACCCAGGCGACCUCCUCCAGUUGCGUUGCCGGCUGCGGGAUGACGUCCAGAGCAUCAACUGGGUGCGCAACGGAGUCCAGCUGUUGGAGAGCAACCGCACACGCAUCACCGGGGAGGAGGUAGAGGUCAGGGACGCUGUGCCCGAGGACUCUGGGCUCUAUGCCUGCAUGACCAACAGCCCCUCGGGGAGUGAGACCACCUACUUCUCCGUUAAUGUCUCAGAUGCCCUUCCAUCGGCGGAGGAUGAUGAUGACGACGAUGACUCCUCCUCCGAGGAGAAGGAGGCCGACAACACCAAGGAGAACCACGCUGUGGCUCCAUACUGGACAUACCCUGAGAAGAUGGAGAAGAAACUUCAUGCAGUCCCAGCUGCCAAGACGGUGAAGUUCAGGUGCCCGUCAGGUGGGACACCCAACCCCACGCUGCGCUGGCUGAAGAACGGCAAGGAGUUCAAGCCUGACCACCGCAUCGGCGGAUAUAAGGUUCGGUAUGCCACCUGGAGCAUCAUCAUGGACUCAGUGGUGCCGUCCGAUAAAGGCAACUACACCUGCAUCGUGGAGAACAGAUAUGGCAGCAUCAACCACACCUACCAGCUCGACGUAGUGGAGAGGUCCCCUCACCGACCCAUCCUCCAAGCCGGGCUCCCUGCAAACAAGACAGUGGCUCUGGGCAGCAAUGUGGAGUUUGUGUGCAAGGUUUACAGUGACCCCCAGCCCCACAUUCAGUGGCUGAAGCACAUCGAGGUCAAUGGCAGCAAGAUUGGGCCUGAUAACCUGCCCUAUGUCCAGAUCCUGAAGCACUCGGGAAUUAAUAGCUCUGAUGCGGAGGUGCUGACCCUGUAUAAUGUGACAGAGGCCGAGAGCGGGGAGUAUGUUUGUAAGGUUUCCAAUUAUAUUGGCGAGGCUAACCAGUCUGCGUGGCUCACUGUCACCAGACCCAUGGCAAAAGCCAUGGAAGAAAAGCCAGCCUUGAUGACCUCACCCGUGUACCUGGAGAUCAUCAUUUACUGCACAGGGGCCUUCCUUAUCUCCUGUAUGGUGGUGACUGUCAUCAUCUACAAGAUGAAGAGCACCACCAAGAAGACCGACUUCAACAGCCAGCUGGCCGUGCACAAGCUGGCCAAGAGCAUCCCACUGCGCAGACAGGUAACAGUGUCUGCAGACUCCAGCUCCUCCAUGAACUCGGGCGUGAUGCUUGUCCGGCCCUCGCGGCUCUCCUCCAGCGGGACCCCCAUGCUGGCAGGCGUUUCUGAAUACGAACUGCCCGAAGACCCUCGCUGGGAGCUGCCUAGGGACAGGCUGAUCCUGGGGAAGCCGCUGGGGGAAGGCUGCUUCGGGCAGGUGGUUCUGGCUGAAGCCAUUGGCCUGGACAAGGACAAGCCAAACCGAGUGACUAAAGUGGCAGUGAAGAUGCUCAAGUCGGAUGCCACGGAGAAGGAUCUCUCGGACCUCAUCUCAGAGAUGGAGAUGAUGAAGAUGAUCGGCAAGCACAAGAACAUCAUCAACCUCCUGGGAGCCUGCACGCAGGAUGGUGAGCGCUGCACGCGUCCGCUGUACGUGAUUGUGGAGUACGCGUCCAAAGGCAACCUGCGGGAGUACCUGCAGGCACGGCGGCCCCCCGGCAUGGAGUACUGCUACAACCCCUCUCGCAUCCCCGAGGAGCAGCUCUCCUUCAAGGACCUGGUAUCCUGUGCCUACCAGGUCGCCAGGGGGAUGGAGUACCUGGCUUCCAAAAAGUGCAUUCACAGGGACCUGGCUGCCAGGAAUGUCCUGGUGACAGAAGACAAUGUGAUGAAGAUUGCAGACUUCGGGCUGGCCCGGGACAUCCACCACAUUGAUUACUACAAGAAAACAACUAACGGUCGCCUGCCAGUAAAGUGGAUGGCUCCAGAGGCCUUGUUCGACAGAAUAUACACCCAUCAGAGCGACGUGUGGUCCUUUGGGGUGCUGCUGUGGGAGAUCUUUACGCUCGGCGGCUCGCCAUACCCUGGGGUGCCUGUCGAGGAGCUCUUCAAGCUGUUGAAAGAAGGCCAUCGGAUGGACAAGCCCAGCAACUGCACCAACGAAUUGUACAUGAUGAUGCGAGAUUGCUGGCACGCUGUCCCAUCCCAGAGACCCACCUUUAAGCAGCUGGUAGAGGACUUGGAUAGGAUCGUGGCCAUGACCUCCAACCAGGAGUACUUGGAUCUCUCCAUGCCGCUGGAUCAGUAUUCUCCCAGUUUCCCAGACACCCGCAGCUCCACGUGCUCCUCGGGAGAGGACUCUGUUUUUUCUCAUGAUCCUCUUCCAGAUGAACCUUGUCUUCCCAAGUACCCACCUCAGCACGCCAACGGGGGACUGAAACGACGCUGAGGCUGGGACUCGCCAACAACAGACUGCAAACUCUGUGUCUGUAUGUGCAGGGUUUUUGGUUGUAGCCGUGUUGGUCUAAGGACCUAGGCAGGCAAAGAAGCUUGCCUGCCUGUGUGUGUAUGUGUGCACGCGCGCAUCUCCGCCACCCAGGCUGCUGGCGGGAUUGCUGUCUGCACAGCCAUCAGUCAUGUUUAGCUAUUGCAUAAAAGGAUUUCCAAGAUCCAACCGUAGCAUCUCAUAUAGCCAAAACCACCACCACCUCGUGCCAGCUUCUCCAGCCGCCUUAGUUGUGAACGCUCCUGACGGUUUGUCUUUAAUUCCUUUCCACAAAAUCUAUGCUUGAAUAUUUCCAGUGGAUUAAACGUGAAUCCAGUUCUUUGGCCAGUGCCCGGUGAGAGAACCAGUUCAGGCUCCUGCACCUGGAGCCAGUUGAUGAUGUGCAUUCCCUUCUCUGAAAAGGAUCCUGCGGACAUGAACUUCCCGAGGAGGCCAGGAAAAGCUGGGCUGUUCCUGUUUUAUUCUUUCAACACAGUACGAUUUUAACUGAAACAGCUUGAUAAGCUACAGACAUAACUAAGCAGUGGAUUUCUGCGGCAGCUCGGCCUCCAGCGAGGAAGUGCUAACUAGGAAGUCUUAAUGCUUUGGGACCAUCGCUCUCUUGGGUGGUUCGGGAGCCCAGGCUGUGUGGAUACUGCUAUAUGAGAUGGUUUUAAGGCUGGUGCCAAUGGCUUAUUAAUUCCAAUUCUAAUUUGCUUUGCUGACCAAACACAUGGUACCUUGGAAGUGGCCAGAUACAACAUAUACACCUGCUCAGCACUGAUACUAGAAGAAGCAGCCAAACAUACCAGUGCUAAAAACAACAAAAAAAUCUUGUGUACAUAGCUAAAAAUAUGUAUAAAUAUGAAUAUAUAUUUACAUGUCUUUUUAAAAGGGUUGUUGCCAGAGAUAUACCAGUUUGGUAGAAAGGUACUAGUGGCUGGUAGAUAUCUGUUGCUAUAAAAAAAAAAAAGUUCAUAUAUUUUGCUACUUUUGCUGUUUUUAUUUUUUUAAAUUAUGUUCUAAACCUAUUUCAGUUUAGGUCCCUCCAUAAGAAUUGCUGCUGCUGCUUCAGUUUUAUAUGGGGUUGUAUUAAACAAUAAUAUUAAUAAUAAUAAUAAUAAUGUGUUGAUGCCUUUUGGGAAUACGUUGUCAUUAUAUCAAUGGCCUUUCCCUCCUCUCGUUCACCUCCCCUUCUUGUCAGGUCUUCUGUUGGCCUCUGCCCUGGCGCUGGGUCCUGGAGCAGAGGGCCUCGUGCAGUCAUUGAAGUUGGGCAGAGCUUGUGACGCACCCGCUUUGCCACAAAUGUGUAAUAGCAACAGGCUAGAGAGCGCCUGUCUUCUGUAUUUUAAAAAUAGGGGGUUUAGCAUACGGUCCAUGGUGGGGUCGGGACUUUUUGUCUGUGCGGGGGGGAGAAAAGCACCUUUCCCAGCCUUCACCAUGGGCAUUGGCUCCUCGCAGGGAAGAAUGAAUAAUUUGCACCCCAUCCUGCAGUGAGAAAUGGCUUGUCCAGAGCUGUGGGGCCACUUUUGGGCUUCUGGAAAUGGCCGGGAGCUCUGAUCCAGCACACAGGUUACUGGAGCAUUUCUGACCCUGCUGCCAACUGUGCAUUCAGUCUGUACCCGUGCCUGCUUCCAGCGUGUCCCAUCCCUGCCGCUGGGCCAGCUCUGCUUCCUGCCACGUGUUCCCAGUGCCACUCUCGUUCCAGGAGGCAGAGGGAUGUGUGGAUGAGCGACCCUCCACCUCUCCCCUGCCCCAGCCAGUGCAACGCUUUCCCCAAAACAAUCCUCGAGUGCCUUACACGCACCUGGUCCUUCCAGCAGCAAGACCCCAUACUGCGGGGGCAUACAUGUUUCCUUCCCAGUGGGAAGGUGAGAUGAGAGCUCCCUUUGGAGGUACAGUCUGGGACACGCUUCUCCCAGGCUCUGCUGGAAAUAUCCCGUGACAUUACCUUCCCACCCGUCCCCACCCCUCCUUGUCUUUGAACACUAUUUGUCCAAUGGCACUUUUGGUUCUAUAGAAACCCCAGCCCUGCCUUUUAUCGGAAACACCAGAUGUGCGCAGGAAUGUUCCCGGGAUCUUUUUGUUAGCAUAGAAACAACCCAGAGCCCUGUAGCUUGGGCUGUGGCAGGGAAGAGUGCAUUCUUCUACAUGAGGCCACAGCCCACUUUUUGGCCUCUCCUUGUGCCAGACCCUGCAGUGCUCUGAACGCCGUGUUACCAGCCUUCAGUAAACUCCCCCUCCGUGCUGUUGGCUUUGAAGGCUACGUCCAGAUCCCCCAACGGAGCAGUUCCUCUGCAGGGAAGGGGCCUUCAUGCCUGGUUUUCACCAAGCCCUUCCCUCCAAGUCACUGGCUGUUAAACUCCAGAGCCAGGACACUGUUACUUGAAAAGUUUAUUUUGCCUUUGUAUGGAGAAAUAUUAUUGUUUUAAACUCUUCUGUAAUGAAUCUGGAAUUCUUGUAAUGAUUAAAGACUUAAACCAAGA